Messenger RNA from Euleptes europaea (tarantolino), 1411 nucleotides. It is a transcript of the gene IKZF5, whose product is annotated as IKAROS family zinc finger 5. Lineage: Eukaryota; Metazoa; Chordata; Lepidosauria; Squamata; Sphaerodactylidae. Gene Ontology annotation, biological process: regulation of transcription by RNA polymerase II. The transcript has 4 exons. Bases 148 to 1407 code for a protein of 419 amino acids. Gene Ontology annotation, molecular function: RNA polymerase II cis-regulatory region sequence-specific DNA binding; DNA-binding transcription factor activity. The record is from RefSeq and is a predicted model, not a curated record.
AGAAUUAGAGAGGCAUUACAGUUUUGUGAAGAUCUCCUUAUAUAAUGGAACCUGUAUUUCAAGAGUGGAUUUUUGAUGUCUCUUUCACUAAUUUGAAUUUUAUUUGGAUUGAUAAGGCCCACAACAUUGUGAAACUGUAGUGUGAAUAUGGGUGAAAAGAAACCAGAACCUUUGGAUUUUGUAAAAGAUUUUCAGGAAUAUUUGACUCAGCAGACUCACCAUGUGAACAUGAUUUCAGGCUCUGUUAGUGGGGACAAGGAAGCUGAGACUCUUCAAGGUGCAGGGACAGAAGGUGAUCAAAAUGGACUAGAUCAUCCUUCAGUUGAAGUCUCGCUGGAUGAAAACUCAGGAGUGUUAGUAGAUGGAUUUGAAAGAACUUUUGAUGGAAAAUUAAAGUGUCGAUACUGUAACUAUGCCAGCAAAGGAACAGCACGUCUCAUAGAACAUAUCAGAAUCCACACAGGUGAGAAGCCACAUAGAUGCCAUUUAUGCCCCUUUGCUUCUGCCUAUGAACGUCAUCUGGAAGCUCAUAUGCGAUCGCAUACUGGUGAAAAACCUUAUAAAUGUGAACUGUGUUCCUUCCGCUGCAGUGACAGGAGCAACUUGUCACACCAUCGCAGGCGUAAACAUAAAAUGGUGCCUAUAAAGGGUACAAGGCCUUCCCUUAGUAGCAAGAAGAUGUGGGGGGUCUUGCAGAAGAAGACCAGUAACUUGGGGUACAGCCGAAGAGCACUAAUCAACCUGAGUCCACCUUCCAUGGUGGUUCAGAAGCCAGAUUACCUUAACGACUUCACCCACGAAAUCCCCAACAUUCAGACUGAAGCAUACGACAGUAUGACAAAGCCAACGGAGACUGGUGGGCUGCCGAGAGACCCACAAGAUCUUAUGGUAGAUAACCCUUUAAACCAGCUUUCCACAUUAGCAGGGCAGUUGUCCAGCCUGCCUCCUGAAAACCAAAACCCGCCGUCCCCUGAUGUCGUACCUUGCCAAGACGAAAAGCCUUUUAUGAUGCAGCAGCCUGCCGCGCCAGCUGUUAUUCCGGCCGUGGCGACAAGUAUUCCCCGGAGCUCACCCCCUACAAGCCCUGAUCCUCGUCCUGCCCAUACUCAAAGAAACUACAGUCCGGUGGCGGGGCCCAGCAGCGACCACAGUGCCCAUGCCAGUACUCCAAGUAUCAGUAACAGUCAGCCAAGUACUCCAGCACCAGCUCUUCCAGUUCAGGACCCUCAGCUUCUGCAUCACUGCCAGCACUGUGAUAUGUAUUUCGCUGACAAUAUUCUUUAUACUAUUCACAUGGGAUGUCAUGGAUUCGAAAACCCUUUCCAGUGUAACAUAUGUGGCUGCAAGUGCAAAAACAAGUAUGACUUUGCCUGCCACUUUGCCCGAGGCCAACACAACCAGCAUUGAUCGA